ACAGGAGCUCAGGGCGGCUCUGUAGCCAAGGCUCUGCUGGCAGAUGACACCUUUGCAGUCAGGGCGGUGACUCGUGAUGUCAGCAAAGAAGCUGCUUUGAAGCUGAAGGAAGCUGGUGCUGAGGUGGUGGCCGCAGAUCUGGAUGAUGAGAAGAGCGUUGAGGCUGCCCUGAGUGGAGCUUAUGGAACUUUUGUGGUCACCAACUACUGGGAACAUUUCAUCAAAGAUAAGGAAGUUGCCCAGAAAGUUACAACUGACCUCUCUUUCAAGGGCAAACUGAUCGCGGAUGUGUCUAAGCGUCUUGGCCUGACGUUGGUGGUGUUCAGUGGUUUGGAGAAUGUGAAGAAGUUGACUGGUGGAAAGCUGGAAGUGCAUCAUUUUGACAGUAAAGGGGAGGUGGAGGAGUACUUCAGGGAGAUCGGCAUGCCGAUGACCAGCGUGAGACUCCCUUGUUACUACGAGAACUUCCUGACCUUCUUCAGGCCACAGAAGGACAAGGAUGGCAAUGGCUACACUCUGGGCUUGCCUAUGGGUGAUGUCCCCCUGGAUGGGUUCUCUGUGAAGGAUCUGGGUGGCGUUGUUCUCACCAUCUUAAAGUCUCCCUCAAAAUAUGCUGGCAAGGACCUCGGUCUCAGCAUGGAGAAGCUGACUACAGAACAGUAUGCUGCUAUACUGACCAGAGUGCUUGGCAAGAACAUCAGAGAUGUCAAGAUGACUCCCGAAGACUAUGCAAAAAUGGGCUUUCCCGGGGCACAGGAGCUGGCCAACAUGUUUAAGUUCUACUUGAUGAAACCAGACCGCGACAUUCAGCUCACCCUUCAGCUCAAUCCCAAAUCCAAAAAGUUCCAGUGCUGGCUAGAGGAGAACAAGGCCGCCUUUGACAACCUGUGA
This is a messenger RNA of Staurois parvus, 891 nucleotides long. The record is from the annotation of a GenBank genome assembly. Lineage: Eukaryota; Metazoa; Chordata; Amphibia; Anura; Ranidae.